Molecule: messenger RNA, 4920 nt
Organism: Hyalella azteca
Lineage: Eukaryota; Metazoa; Arthropoda; Malacostraca; Amphipoda; Hyalellidae
Product: xin actin-binding repeat-containing protein 2
Exons: 17
Coding region: 29-4063 (1344 amino acids)
Source: RefSeq, a predicted model, not a curated record
CGAGACCGCGGCCAGCCGAGAAGCAGCAAUGUUUCCUCACAUGUAUAAAGUCAGACCGCGUGGCAGCGUAGAGCGCAGUUCAGGCGACGAAGGGAAGGCAGAGUGGCAGGGCGAGAGCUGCUGGCGGCGCAACAGCCUCAGUAACAAGUGGCCGCCCCCAUCAGAGCUACAGGACGGCGUCAGGCAGAGCAACAUGGCAGAGCAACAUGGUCAGAGUUGCCCCAGCAGCGGCACCAUGGCUGCAUGUCCCCCCGCUCUGCCUGCUCCGCCCCCUGAUGCCCAAGACGAUCUCAACAAGGGUUGUGGUGGCAGUCCUGUGAGGUGGAGUGCACGCCAGCGCUCUGUGAGCGGGAGCCCGACGAGUGAGCCCGGAGUGCCGCCCCGGCCGUGUACGCCCCGCGCUCGUCCUGUUCGGGAGGAAGAUGCCACCCUGCUGGUGCCUGACGGAGGUCGAGGCGUCCGGUCUAGAACACUGGCCAGGUGGGGAGGGAUCAUAAAGAAGUUGGUGAUGGGGGACAAAAGUGAGAACUUCGUGGAGCAGGACACGCAGAGUUCAGACUCGAGAAUACGGAGUAGUCCUUCCUCCGCUACCGCUUCGCCACGCGUGAGACGAAGAUGGCCGCCUGCAGAGUCCGGCAACAGCAGCAGCCUGAGUGACCUGCGGCAGAUGGAGGCGUCAGAGGCCUCCGAUUCUGAGGUGAGGAAAUCGUCUCCUCUGCCCCCGCGACCUCGCUCUCGAGGACCACCACCCUCCGAAGGACACACCGCCAUCAUCCCGGGAGAAAUCGUGCCUCGUUCUAGAGGACCACCACCCUCCGAAGGACACACCGCCAUCAUCCCGGGAGAAAUCGCGACACAAAAAUUGACGACUCGCGCUGUGCCAAGUUCAGCUGAGGGUCUGAGCCAGAGUUCUGCGCCGUAUGACUCUCUCGAGGACAGAAAAACGUUGCCAGAGUCUCUGGCACAUACUGAUGCCUUGGAUCUAAUAGGAAAUGAAAUUUCAGAGACUGUUAAACCGGGGUAUUUAGCUGUCUCGAGGCUAUCAGUUCCUAGAGAUCCCGUAGCAAUUCAAGACGGAAGAAAGUCUGACGAACAGAUCUCGCAGCCUGUACCAUCAGUUCUUCCGGCCGAGCUUGCACCGUACCGCAGAGAUGGGAGCUCACAGAGACAAGAUAUUGCCUCUGAUGCAACUCUGAGCCAAGUGUCCGAGUACUCAAGAGGCUAUGGAGACGGAGCUCCUGAGUCCAAAGUUCCAUCUUCGACCAUGGAAGUUCCGGCGGCGCCUGAAGUCUCCUCGGAAUGGCAAUCCCUGCUCGGUGACGCUCUAUCCUCGCAUAUUCUGGACGAUAUUACCGACGACGUCGAUUUGGACCUCAGUAAGAACGCGUUCUUCCAGACAGAAACUCCGACGGCGUUGUUUCAGGGAGGUGCUGUGAGCUACAUACCAUCGUCCAAAAUGGAGUUCCUUGAGAAACAGCGAGAGGAAGACAAGAAAUAUAUCCUGAACGCUCUUGAUGAAGAAGAAGCUAAACUAAAGGGGACGAUCACGUCUUCUCAUUCAGAAAAUAAAGAGAAUAAAAAACUUGAAGUCUGUGAUGAAGAAAACGAUAGGCCAUACAGUCCCGGCCCUCCCAUCUUCAAGAAAGACUUGGAGCGCCACCGCCAGAGGGUCAAGGAAAAUCACGAAGAAGAUGAACCGAAGCCGCCGGUGCGUAAGUCUAUUUUAAAGAAGACCCCCACGGGGACCAUCAUACCCGACGACGAAGUUGCUACUGACGACGCAGCUGAAGGCCUGAAGAAGCGCCCUAAGGAAGUCACGUACGACCAAUCCACGCCGAGAAAAUCGAGCAGAAACAAACAAAAAGUCAACGGCUGUGACGCAGAGAAUUUAGCAGAAACUUCAGAUGCCCGAAACCAUCCUAAAAGCAAGGUCUCGGACACCAACGAAGAUAAAACCGAAGCAAAAGAAAAGGAAACAAGUCACAAACAGGAACCGAAAAUAAUGGUCGAAAAGUCACCCACUCCAUCUCACGCUCCUCUUCCCCCUCCUCCUCCCCCUAAAGUAGGGCCUCCCCCUCCUCCACCACCACCACCUGGAUCCAAGUCGGAUGGAAGCGUUCCGAAGGCCCCUCCUCCUCCCCCUGGCAGCGUGCCCCCUGCGCCCCCCAAGCCCUUCGGCAGUAAAGUGGACCCGGGGGCGGCGCUGCCCAAGAUCAGGCAGGGGCACCUGGACAACAUUAAGAAGGCGGUGCGCACGACGCGCCCUGACUGGCAUGCCCUUAUGAAGAACCUGGAGGCCGGCGUGAAGCUGAAGCAUGUCGCAGAGAUCAGUGACAGAUCGAAGCCUAUUCUCCCUGGAUCACGGGGAAAGAACGGAAAGUUCGUGUACGAGAGCGAGAAGCCUACGAUCGUGAACGAGCUGCUGCAUGAGAUCCAGCGCGGCGUGAAGCUGCGCCGCGUGCGCACCGACGACAGAAGCAAGCCAGACUUCAACAGACUUGGUCUGAAGAAAUUCCGUCGUCAAGUCACCGUAGAAGAGAAGAAGAAAGUCAAGCCAGAAGAUCCUGACGCUCUGCCAUCUUCUUCUGACGACGAAGAGGACAUUGAUCGCAUGAGGGACGAUUUGGAAGCAACCAAAACGCAGCUUGCCGAUGAAAUCAAAAAGACGCAAAAGCUCGAACGGGAGAAAAAAGUUCUGAAAAUCGAUAUCGAAGCUUUGCACAGCGAGAUAAGGAAGUUGAAACGGCAACUAAAGGAGGUCGGAAUUGAAGACAAACCCAUGGUUAACGGUGAAGAAGGAAUCAUGCCGAAACUGAAUAAGUCAAUGAGCAAACUCAGGAUGAGUGAGAAGGAUAUACUGGACACUGACGAGCUUGAUACUCUCGAGUCGGAAAUUAAAGAACUGAACGGACAAAUCGAAUCACAAAGAAUGCGGGCAGAUGCAUUCGAGAAUAAAAUGUUUGAGUUGGAAGAAAAACUUAAGGUAGCUAACGCGGCGAGUGAUGAGUGGGAAUGCAGGUCCAUCUUCUUCGAGAAAAAAUUUAAAGCUUUGCAGAAAGACCAAUCUAUUGAACUACCAGACAUCGGCAUUGUUGGUACCCAGACGGAUCCUGUAGACGUAAUUAUGCCGGAAACUAAAGAUCAGCUGCAUCAUUCCGUGAAUGCUUUGGAUGGCUUCGGUGCGGCUGCUAGGAAAUCUGGAUCCAGGAGAAGUUUCGCUUCACAGAUUAACCGAAUGGAAAGUUUCCAAGAAGCGAGCGAUGAAGAGACAUCUUCUUCAUCUGAAGAAGAAUCCGAAGAGGGUGAAGAUUCUAACGAGGAAGCAGAUGAUGACCAAACUAUUGCUGAGGACAUGGACGGUCUCACUGAGGAAGAACGAGAAGCGAAACGAGUACAAAACGAGACUAGACGACUUGAGCGCGAUCGAGAGUUUUGGGCCAACAAGCUUGAACAUAUGAAAGCUAAGGAAGCUAAUGUCAUCAAAGAGCGUAAUAACCUACGUGAGCGGAUAAAGAAAUUCUACAGAGACAUGCACCAAGAGAGAGUUGAUUAUCUCAAGUCGAAAAAUGAACUUGAUGAGUUGGUGAGACAAUUGAAGGAUCCAGAGGAACUGGCAGCAGAAGAAGACGAGGAUGAAGAAGACGAAGAGGAAGAGGAAAACCAUGAUGAUGAGCCUGGCUGGUGGUUUGAUAAACCAAACCUCAAACCAAAGAAGCUCAAAAAGAAGAAAGUAAAGAGGCUGAACGCCGACGGUGAAGAAGAGGAAGAAGAAGAGUCGGAGGAGGAAGAUUUGGAAGAUCUCACUCAGCUCGAGGAGCCAUGCUGGUCUGACACUGAGGGCGAGGAAAGUGAUCCUGACGAUGAAAAUGAUUCCUUGCAGGUGAGAAUUAAUUUCUUGCAAUCUCGGACCAAGAAGCACGAAGAUAAAAUGGCGGCAAUCAAGAAAAACUGCUACCUUCUGAAGGCCGAAGUUGACAGUUGCAAAGAGAAGUACAACACUGAGCGUAUCCGACGCCGACGACUAGAGGAAGAAUUGAAUAUGUUAGUGUCAGAUAUGCCGUAAAGUGUUGCGUUUCGAUGAUAUUGUGCGUGUUGAAUUUGUACACUUCGCCAUAGAACUUUCGCCAUAGAACGAAUAUAUCAAUAUAACCAAACGAUCGAUGCUGUGCGCCACAGUUACCGUGUCGGAGGGUAAGCCGAGUUUAAAUCUUUCAUUUCUCCUGCAUACCAGCCAGUAUCGCCGUUUGAUCAAGUACGACAAAUUUUAAAAUCCAUACUUAGCAAUGAGCUAUAUCGGCUUUGCAUCGAUGUUUUUCCUGCCCAGUGCUCCCAACAACUUCUUUUCUAGGAUGAAAUUUUGAAUAAAUAAGUAUCUGUUUCGUAAUGGGGCUUUGUAUUGUAUAACUUGUAAAUAUGUCUAUUGUGAACAGAUAACGGUUUUGCAUGGUUGGUAAUUGAAUUCGUGUGCACUACAAAGUUAGGUACAAAUUAGGCUCAUCGUAUACUGCACAUGAAAAUUUCGAACACAGUCGUUCUCCGCUGCAUGCUCGGUAGGAGUUUUUGUAUGCAUAACGAGUAUCGGAGCAUUUUUUCUCGUUAAAAAAAAAUUUGCUGCAAUUAUAAAAUCACCUCAUGAGUGUCAACAGUCACACUUGUGCCAAAAUCCUCUUAAGUAUCAUUGAAUCUUAAAUUAUUGAGAAAGCGCAAUAAAAAUCUAUUGCCUUUAUCGUCAAAUAGUUCGUAUCCAUAUAUCAAAGACCCAUCCCAUCUGUUCAUAAUCCAAUUGGCCUAUUUUUCAUGCGUGCUUUGCGUUUGUUAAGAACCUAAUCUAUGUGAGGUAGUAGGUAAAGCUACAUUACUACCAUGUCUUAUCUAUGUAUUGCCGUUUAAGUCUAAUUUGUAAUAAAGAAAGUCUGCGUU